ACUUUGCCGUUUCUGUCACACACAGGUCUGAUGACAGCCAUCUGCUUGGGUUCAGUACCGUCGAUUGUUACUGUGCAGAGAGGAGCCCUUCCCCCGACUCCUGCUUAUUUUUUAACUGUUUUCGAAAGACACAUAAUCUAGUAACGACUCCAUCUAAAAGAGCUUUUAACGUUGAUCUUUUAGAUUUUUAGUUAGAGUGACUCUGAUCAUCAUCAUCAAUUAUAAACGCUGAAGUGACGUCAGCAGAACUCGACUCCUACGAACACAAACGGGUUUUAUAACACUAGCCAAGGCAAAGAUCUUGAGCAUGUUUAAAGCGGAUUUUGCACUGAAGUGAACGGACAUUAUGCUCCGACAACCGCUUCACUUUACAAGCAGGACGGAGGAUGAAACGGCGGACUCGGGCGCGGAGACUGCGGGAUCUGACUGCAGUAAAAUGUCAUGCAGCAGCAUUGACCUCAUGGCCAGCCCGGGUCAGGAGCUGCUUCUGGCCACCAUGCACCUGCUUACCAACCCUGGUGACUCGCUCCUCCUCCAGCACACUCUUGACCGCCUGCUCAAGUGGGUCCGCCCCGGCCUCCACCUCUUCCAUGUGUCCGAGCGGGCCUGUCCCCUUCAUGACUAUGCCAGAGCUAACCUGUGCCCUGUGGCUGGCCACCCCUCACAUGCGGUGACCAUAUUCUUGCACGAGUCUUACGGAGAGGAGCGUAUUCUCAGGGUGCUGGACUUUCUGCAGUGUCCACCCUGGCAGUACCACCAUACGGAGAGCUGUGGCGGCAUAGAGGGCGGCGCUCACGUUAGCUCGACCGCCUCCCCAUCCAGCGCCCUGCUGAGGCCCUACCUCCUCCCCAGCCGGGACUUCUACAGCCUGGGUGCGGGAAUGCCAGUGUGGGGGGUGCGGCCAGUGCACUAUGGAGGGGAAGUGGUGCGAGUGACUUUGCACAGCACCUAUGAUAACUUUGAGGACAAUGUGCGUUUAUAUGAGACGGUGCUGCAGAGGAGGGUGGAAGAGCAGAAAACAGGGUUCUGCUGGUUCACUCUGCUUACAGAACAAGGCUUCAGCCUGCAGUUGGCCAUCAAACAGCUCUCGGCAGGGGUCAGAGUGGAGCCGUGCUACUCUGCAGUGCUGCAGUUUAAGGUGGGUGAGAUUGGACAGCUAGUGCCCUUGUUGCCCAACACCUGCUCACCCAUCAGCGCUACCCGAUGGCACACUGAAGACCUGGAUGGCAACAAGAUCCUCUUUCAGGUUAAAGCCCCAGCACAACCCCAGGGGUUCCUUACGUCUGCGUUUCCUCUGAGCUGUCCCAGAAUGCUGCUGAGGAACGGUGCAACUGCCAGGCCCCCUUCGACCUCUCCCUGCAGGAAGCCAUCCCAUUUGAAGGAGCACCCUGUGGGACGCUCACGUGUGGAGCCGCCACUGGACCGUUGUCCUCGCGGGUUGAGGUUAGCGUCGUGUGGUAGGGAGAGUAUGGGUUCAGACGGCACCUGCAGCACACCUCCGGGAAGCUCCUGCUACUCCUCUCAGCGCAGCAGCCCGGCAGGCCUGUCUGUUAACUGGUAUGAGUCAGCGAUAACCUCUGAAACCUCUAUAUCAUGCCUUCUGCUGGAAGAGGAGGAGCCUGAGACAAAUGUGGACACAGGUUGUGCUGUAAAGCCACAGGCCACUUUAGGAGUGUCUGCCCUGGUGACUUUGCCUAGGGACCUGAAACAUGGACUGGCUGAGCUGCAGUUGACCUCUGAAGCAAAGAUACAGUCUUCACAGUGUCAUAGUCAGCAUCAACAUGCACAAGUAGAGGAGUUCUUCAUUUGACUGUUCCCAUUGGCUUUUUUUUUUUUUUUUUUUUUUUUUUUAAUUUUUUUUAAA
Messenger RNA from Ctenopharyngodon idella (grass carp), 1864 nucleotides. RefSeq names its product protein FAM124B. The record is from RefSeq and is a predicted model, not a curated record. Gene Ontology annotation, cellular component: nucleoplasm. NCBI's taxonomy places the organism in Eukaryota, Metazoa, Chordata, Actinopteri, Cypriniformes, Xenocyprididae. The coding region runs from base 347 to 1810 and encodes 487 amino acids. The transcript has 4 exons.